UAUCCCACGAUGGAAGAAAUAACUGGACUCACAAAUAUAUGAACCGUUUGAAGGUGCUGCCAUUCGAAGUUGCCGCCGCUGGGGAAGAAUCGCCGCGUGGAAGGUGCUGUCGAAGAAGAAUCGAACGCGAGAGAGAGGCACUGCUCUUCUUUUCCUUCAAUUUAGGUUUUAUUUAACUAAUGGCCAUAGGGACAUUUUUCCUUCCAUUUGUCUUCCCCCCCCACCAAAAAAAAAAAAAAAAAAAGCUUCUUCCCUCUAAAAUGUAUCAUAUUUUUGUCAAUUUCCCAUGACUUUAGGCUUAUCUCUGAGGACCCUUAAAAACCAGGCGAAAAUCACUGUUGGAAACGGCAGAUUUCGGAGUUCUAUACAUCAAAUCAAACAUCCUUUGCAUUCCCAUGGCUCCCUUGACCAUGAAUCUUUUACCCUCUUCUCUAAACUCUCCCGCUCACGUUACGCCCACCAACUGUUCGACGAAAUUCCCCUUAAAGAUAUCUCACACUACAAUCGUCUUCUCUUCGAUUUCUCUCGCAACGAUCAUAAUCGAGAAGCUUUGCAUCUCUUCAAGGACCUUCACUCGUCAGGGUUGGCUGUUGAUGGGUCCACUCUGUCCUGUGCUUUGAAGGUCUGCGGAGUUUUGUUCGAUCAAGUUGUGGGAAGACAGGUGCACUGUCAAUCUUUGAAAUCUGGGUUUCUGGAAGAUGUCAGCGUUGGUACUGCUCUUGUUGAUAUGUAUAUGAAAACGGAAGAUUUUGAAGAUGGCAGAGGAGUCUUUGAUGAAAUGGGUAUAAAAAAUGUUGUGUCAUGGACUUCAUUGAUGGCUGGAUAUGCACGCAAUGGGUUGAACGAUGAAGCUAUACAUUUGAUUAAUCAAAUGCAGAUGGAGGGUGUGAAGCCAAACGACUUUACUUUUGCAACUGUUCUUGGAUCUUUGGCUGAUGAGAGUAGGAUUGAGGGAGGAGCUCAAGUUCAUGCCAUGAUAGUAAAGAAUGGGUUUGAGUUAACCACAUCUGUAUGCAAUUCUUUGACAUGUAUGUAUCUAAAAUCUGAAAUGGUUGGAGAUGCUGAAGCUGUUUUUGAUAGUAUGCUUGUUAGAGAUCCAGUCACUUGGAACAUUAUGAUUGCUGGUUAUGCAGCCAUUGGGUUUGAUUUAGAAGGCUUUGAAAUGUUUCAUCGAAUGAGACUUGCAGGUGUUAAGCUCAGCCAUACUGUAAUUUGUACUGUUCUAAAGCUAUGCUCUCACCAGAGGGAAUUGAGUUUCAUCAAACAGCUGCAUUGUGGGGUGGUGAAAAAUGGCUAUGAAUUUGAUCACAAUGUCAGAACAGCACUCCUGGUCACUUACAGCAAGUGCAGCUCAGUGGAUGAAGCUUUCAAGUUGUUCUCCAUGGUGGAUGGGGCUCAUAAUGUUGUAACCUGGACAGCCAUGAUUGGUGGGUUUGUGCAGAAUAACAACAACGAGAAGGCGGUUGAUUUAUUUCGUCGAAUGAAUAGGGAAGGCAUAAGACCAAACCAUUUCACCUACUCCACGGUCCUUGCAGGUAAACCUUCUUCAUUACUUGGCCAACUUCAUGCACAAAUCAUUAAAGCUGAUUAUGAGAAAGUACCUUCAGUAGCUACUGCUCUUUUAGAUGCAUACAUUAAGACGGGGAAUGUCGUUGAGAGUGCACAAGUUUUUUAUUCUAUUGAUGCGAAGGAUAUUGUUGCAUGGUCAGCCAUGUUAAGCGGUUUAGCUCAAACAGGAGAUUUUGAAAAGGCUAUGGAAGUAUUCAUUCAAUUGGUGAAAGAGGGAGUGAAACCAAAUGAGUACACCUUUUCUAGUGUCAUCAAUGCAUGCUCAUCCCCUGCAGCAACAGUAGAACAUGGUAAACAAAUUCAUGCAACUGCAGUGAAAUCAGGAAAGAGUAAUGCUUUAUGUGUAAGCAGUUCUUUGCUCACAAUGUACUCCAAAAGAGGUAAUAUUGAGAGUGCAAAUAAGGUUUUCAGUAGACAAGAGGAGAAAGAUAUAGUUUCAUGGAACUCAAUGAUCACUGGAUAUGCCCAACAUGGUGAUGCCAAGAAAGCUCUUGAGGUAUUUCAAGUUAUGCGAAACCAAGGAUUACCAAUGGAUGAUGUAACAUUCAUUGGAGUUCUUACUGCUUGUACUCAUGCAGGCUUAGUGGAAGAAGGUGAAAAGUACUUCAAUAUUAUGAUCAAUGAUUGCCAUAUUGAUCAAACAAUAGAGCAUUAUUCAUGCAUGGUUGAUCUAUACAGUCGAGCCGGAAUGUUCGACAAAGCUAUGGGCAUCAUGAAUGAAAUGCCAUUUCCUGCUAGUCCAACAAUGUGGCGGACUCUGCUGGCGGCCUGUCGUGUUCACCGUAAUCUAGAGUUCGGAAAACUUGCUGCAGAAAAGCUCAUCUCACUUCAGCCGAACGACUCGGCCGCAUAUGUCCUGUUAUCCAACAUCCAUGCUGUGGCUGGCAAUUGGCAAGAGAGAGCCCAGGUGAGGAAACUGAUGGAUGAUAGGAAGGUGAAGAAGGAAGCUGGGUGCAGCUGGAUUGAGGUAAAAAACAGGAUUUUCUCAUUCUUGGCCGGUGAUGUUUCACAUCCAUUUUCUGAUGUUCUUUAUGCGAAACUUGAAGAGCUAAGUAUUAAGCUAAAAGAUAUGGGUUAUCAGCCAGAUACAAAUUAUGUUCUUCAUGAUGUAGAAGAGGAACAUAAAGAAGCCAUUCUCUCUCAACAUAGUGAGAGACUAGCAAUUGCUUAUGGAUUGAUUGCUCUUCCACCUGGAGCUCCAAUUCAGAUUGUGAAAAAUCUAAGAAUUUGUGGAGAUUGUCACACUGUAAUUGAGUUAAUAUCGUUGAUUGAAGAGAGAGCUUUGAUUGUCAGAGAUUCAAACCGGUUCCACCAUUUCAAAGGAGGAGUUUGCUCUUGUGGGGGUUAUUGGUACCAUCACAAUGAGCUUGUGCUUCAGAGAUUUUCCAUUUUGAUUUUGAAGAUUUGGAUGAAGAUGAUUCGCAAAGUGUGGAUUUAGAAGUUGAUAUUUACUUACUGGAGCCUUGUGUUAAACGUGAGGAUAACUUUGAUAUCUUAGAUUGGUGGAAGGGAAAUUCUUCUAGAUAUAAGAUUCUUAGCAAAAUUGCACGAAAUCUUUUAGCAGUUUCGGUAUCCACAGUUGCUUUUGAGUCUGCAUUCAGCACUAGUGGGAGAGUAAUUGAUCCUUUUCGUACCUCAUUAUCUCCAACCACUAUUGAGGCACUUGUGCACAAAACUGGUUACGUUCUGAACAAAUUAGCAUUGGUUUACGACAAUACUUGGAGGAAAUUGAAGAUGAAGAGGAAGGUUCGUAUAUUCUAAACAUAUUUAUAUAUAUAUUUUAACAUAUUUAUUCAUAUAUUUAUUAUAGUAACUACUAACAAGUUUAUGGUUUGUUUCUUAAUCUUUAUAACGGGAUUGAACGGAGCGGCAAAUGCAAAAAAUAAGGAGAAGGAGAAUCAUGAUUGACAAGCGAACAAAUUUGUUUGUAUUGAUUGAACUUUUAAAAUUCAGCACUAGUGUUUAGCUUGUUAUUUGCUUUUAUGUGACUUAGACUUUAGUUGUUUGAAAUUUGUGUAUUGUGUACUUUGGAGAACUUUUUAGUUUUUAA
Benincasa hispida (wax gourd) is the source of this 3619-nucleotide messenger RNA. Its product is annotated as Tetratricopeptide repeat (TPR)-like superfamily protein. Gene Ontology annotation, biological process: RNA modification. Gene Ontology annotation, molecular function: protein binding; RNA binding; zinc ion binding. The record is from RefSeq and is a predicted model, not a curated record. Lineage: Eukaryota; Viridiplantae; Streptophyta; Magnoliopsida; Cucurbitales; Cucurbitaceae.